AUGUCCUGGGGCGUCAUCGGCGUCAAGCACAAGAACGGCACCUACGAGUGCCACAAGUACAACGUGACGGCCAUGACCAAGUCCCGGCGCUGCCCGCUCGUGCCGGCCGACGUCGGGGUGGAGUUCAGCCGCUGCGAAAUGUAUUACGACCCGGGGCUCGAGUACCACCUGAUCGUGACGGCGGUGGUGCUGCCGGAGAAGAAGUUCAACAGCUCCGAGACCUAUGUUGUGUGGCAGAUUGGGGAGGAGAUCAAUGGAAACGAGCCGUUGAUGCACCCUAAAUCCAUCAACAACUUCGACAGCACUGAGACUAUUGAUCUCGACUCCACUCAAAUAAUUAGUUACACUCGCCAUCAACGUAGUAGACUAAGAAUAGUUCACGGAAUUGUGAACAUAGUGGGAUGGGGGACGCUACUGCCGAGUGGUGUGAUAGUGUCAAGAUACAUGAGGAUAUUCCCAAAGCCGUGUAAGAACUGGUACGACAUCCACGUCACCUGCCAGACCUCCGGCUACAUCAUCGGUUCCGCCGGGUGGGCCCUCGGCUUAUGGCUCGGAAAGGCUUCCCAUAACUACAAGUUCAACAUCCAUAAUACUGCCGGACUAUUAAUCUUUAUCUUCGCAACCAUACAGAUGUUGGCGUGGAGGUUGAGGCCCCACCCCUCCUAUGGCUACAGGAUGUAUUGGAAUAUGUAUCAUCAUUUUCUUGGGUAUUCCAUUUUGGCGUUGGUAUUUUUCAACAUAUUUUUGGGGAUUAAGAUUUUGAAGCCAGAGCAUGUCUGGAAAUGGGCUUAUAUUGGAGUUCUUGGAGCCUUGGGAUCUCUGGCUCUUGCUUUUGAAUUCUUCGGUAGGAUUAAGUUUCUUACACAAAACAGCUCGUCCAAACAAGGAUGA
Molecule: messenger RNA, 891 nt
Organism: Salvia splendens (bonfire salvia)
Lineage: Eukaryota; Viridiplantae; Streptophyta; Magnoliopsida; Lamiales; Lamiaceae
Product: cytochrome b561 and DOMON domain-containing protein At5g47530
Exons: 3
Coding region: 1-891 (296 amino acids)
Source: RefSeq, a predicted model, not a curated record